GAAACAGUCUAGGGUCUUGACGGUAUUAUUUCGGCCCUGUUUCUUGUCGUGUUUCUGUUUUAAAAACGAAACAAGCGUUUGCUCAACACAAGGUUAGUAAAACAACAUCGAACAGCAUGGAAGCUCGUCCAAAUCCUAACAAGAAAGGCAGGGCCGGUGGGAAAAAAAAGCAGCAGCUCUUCAGUGGUGACAUAGUCUUCACUUCCAAGAAUGGAUCCAUCCAGACUAUACCCUGUCUGAACAAACGGCUCAAAUCGGUUACAGAUGCUGUUAUUGGCCUGCAGUACAUAUGGGAGUAUCGAAGCCCAUCUAAGUCAGUUCCUCCCCAUUACCAGUGUAAACUGUGUAAAGUUCAGCGGCUGCAAAAUGAAAUGGCUGCUCACAUCACCGGCUGGAAGCACGGCUUCAGAUACAUGAAGCAGAACCACAAAGACAAGGUUCCUCAUGAGGAAGAGGCUGCACUUAAAGAUCCAGCCAUCAGGAAAGCCAUUAAAGCUGCUGCAGCUGAAGUGGAAAAAACAGAAGGAAGAGGUCAAAUUAAGACUGUGCUGAAGGAGCCAUUUGAGAUUGUGGCGUUUCAGAGCAUGAAGUCUGCACAACCCAAUCCAGCAUUUGGAGGACCUGCUGGUCUUCUCGGGCCUCCUCCUAGAGGGUUAAAACAAGGUGGUCCAUAUGGAGGUCCCAUGUUCAUGGGGGAUUUCACACCCCGGGGUGGCAUGAUGCCUGAUUUCCCUCCUGGCAUGCGUGGAGGUAUGGAUGAACCUCCCAUGAGAAGAGGUUUUUCUGAUAUGGGAGACUUCACCAGCCCAGGUCGCUUUGGUAACGGCAUGCCUGGACCAGACAGGGGGAUGAUGGAAACGGACGACAUGCAACAUUUUCCUGACGAUGGACCCAUGCGUAUGGGUCCAGAUGGCUUUGGGCCUGGUCAGCGUAAGGAGGGCAGGGGCAGACCUUUCCCUAAUGACAUGCCCAUGAACAGCAGCGGCAACAGAAUGAUGGGACAAGGCCCUAAAGGCCCGGAGAACAAUAGCCUCCCUGCAACACUGCUCAAAUAUCUGGACUCUUUCCGUAUUGAAAAUGAGGAUGAUGCGCAGAUUGUCUUGAAGGUCACACAGAAGCUCACAGAUGUUCUGAUGGAGUAUCGCCUUAGAAGUAUUUCAUCGGUGCCCAGUGUGAAGCCCCUGCCCUCCAUGAACUACUCGUCCUCAUGUCUUCCAAACAACUCUAAUGACAGAUUCUCCAGCGGCAUGCCAGGUCCUUCAAGAUUCUACAACUGAACGUUCAUCUGAUGGAUGCAGCCAAGACUUGGAUGCAACCUGCUUUGCCAUGGCUUUUUUGACUUUGUUCAUGACCAAACUUUUUUUUUUUUUUCUUGACUUUUAGGCUGCUUUGUUUUUACAGUGUAUACAUGGGUAGACUUAUUUUAAAUGUUUCCUUUUUUCCUUUCUCUUUUGAUGAAAGAAACCAGAUUUGUAGCAACACAAUUUUAGUGAGUGAUUAAACAGUCUUUAAGUGAAGUCAGUGAAAUCCUCAAACAGUGUGACUGCUCGUUUCUAAAGGUCUGUUGCCAUAAUGUGUAAAAUAAAUAGUUCCUUACAGAACCUUGUUACUUUUG
Molecule: messenger RNA, 1615 nt
Organism: Labeo rohita (rohu)
Lineage: Eukaryota; Metazoa; Chordata; Actinopteri; Cypriniformes; Cyprinidae
Exons: 12
Coding region: 117-1277 (386 amino acids)
Cellular component (GO): precatalytic spliceosome
Molecular function (GO): double-stranded RNA binding; single-stranded RNA binding
Source: RefSeq, a predicted model, not a curated record